AUGAAUGUUGAAGUGCAGGUAAAAUUAUCAAUCGAGCAUAGGUUCAAAAGAAGCAUAAGAUACAAUUUCUCAGAAAAAGAUGAUGCGAUCGAAGAUGUAUACGUAGAGCAUGCGAAAAAGUAUGAAUUUGCAGAUAUAACUUGGUAUCCAUCAAGGCACACAGUGGUGUACAGAUAUGAUUCCAGGGUUCCCUUAAAUGCCUCCGGUGAUGGAGUUAAUGACUUCAUUGGAUUUCAACCCAAUUCCAUCUUGAUAUCAGAAUCUGUUAGAGCAGCAGAAAAACUACUAGAGAGUACGAGAAACACGAAUGGGAAAUGCUUAACAGCAGCUACAACUUUGGGCUUCAAGAGAUUAGUAGGAAAUGGGUUGAAGAACAAUGGCCAAAUCUUCAGCGGCUACCCUGUAGUGGGUUACCAAGGCAAAAUGCAAACUUCAGGUUCAUGCUUAUAUUCAACAAGAUUUGACACAUCAUGUGCUUGGGAUCCACGAAUCAAAGGGCUAUUUUUCUAUGAGAGCACUGCAAUCUUCCCUGCAUCAGCAUUUGUAGACUUCGUCCGUGACGUGAGAAAACUGAGAGACCUAAAACCAGAAAAUUUCUGUGGGGUGGACAACUAUAACGGGUUGCUAAUUCGCUUCAUCAAAGCCUCAAGUGCAUAUCUAGGGCAACCUGAGGACUCAGUUGUGGUUGAUUUCAACUAUUAUCGUGCAAACGACCCUUCAAAUCCUAGACUAACCCAAGAUCUGUUGGAGGAAGUGGAGCAAUUGGCCUUCUUCAAGUAUGGGGCUAAGCCACAUUGGGCUAAGAAUAGGAAUGUAGCAUUCCUAGGGGUGCAGCAUAAGUAUCCAAAGUUUGACAUGUUCAUUGCAGCAAAACAAAAAAUGGAUCCUCAAAAUGUGUUCUCCAGUGAAUGGUCUGAUGCUAUACUUUAUGGGAAGGAAUCAGAAAAAGUUGAUGGGUGUGCGUUGGAGGGACUCUGCAUAUGUAGCGAAGACAGACAUUGCAGCCCACAAAAAGGGUUUUACUGCAGCCAUGGCCUUGUCUACAAGGAAGCUAGAGUUUGUAGAUAUUCACAAUCAUCAAUGUCACCGUCAUCAACCAUAGCAUGAUGUGUCUUUUUAUGUCAUAUAAUUGUUUUAAACUGUGUCCACUUGAAUAAAAGUGUGACAUUAUUUAUAACAUAUAUAUGACUACAAAUGCAGUAAAUAAACUACA
Vigna umbellata (rice bean) is the source of this 1213-nucleotide messenger RNA. The record is from RefSeq and is a predicted model, not a curated record. NCBI's taxonomy places the organism in Eukaryota, Viridiplantae, Streptophyta, Magnoliopsida, Fabales, Fabaceae.